AGAUGAAAGCAGUUUAAAAAUCUUAGUUCUGCCCCUUGCUUUGUAAGAUACGUUCAAGAUUUAUUUAUUUUAUGUAUAUGAGUACUGUAGCUGUCUUCAGACACACCAGAAGAGGGAAUCUGAUCCUAUUACAGAUGGUUGUGAGCCACCAUCUGGUUGCUGGGAAUUGAACUCAGGACCUCUGGAAGAGCAGUCAGUGUUCUUAACCGCUGAGCCAUCUCUCCAACCCCCAACCCCUUUUUUAAAAGAAAUUUUUAAGUUAGAACAUUGGUCACAGUUUAUAUGGAUGUCUUUAAAAAGUCACCAUAAAGGACUGGGGAGCGUGGCUCAGUAAUAGAGCAUUUAUCUACCACAUUGGAUCUGCAGUAUCAUACUAGAGGAUGGGGGAAUGCAUACAGCCACAUGCAUUUUAAAAUAAUUUUAAUCAAAAUUAUAUGAUCUUGAACAAUUUACCUUUUAGGCAUCAUGUCAAAACAAAGAAAUUGGGGCUGGGGAUUUAGCUCAGUGGUAGAGCGCUUACCUAGGAAGCGCAAGGCCCUGGGUUCGGUCCCCAGCUCCGGAAAAAAAAAAAAAAAAAAAACAAAGAAAUUUAAAAAUUAUAAGUAUCAGGCUGAUCAGAAACUUUGUAGAUUAUUUAGGGAAUAUUAAAAACAAUCUUCGGGGUUGGGGAUUUAGUUCAGUGGUAGAGUGCUUGCCUAGCAAGCACAAGGCCCUGGGUUUGGUCCCCAGCUCCAAAAAAAAGAAAAAAAAAACAAAUAAAAACAAUCUUCAAAAGUAAAUAUUGCUCUUAGAAAGCUAAGACAGAAAGAUUGAUCACUGCAAGUUUAAGGUUAGCUGGGGCUAAAGAAAGAGAAGAACCCUGUAUCAAAAAUCAAGGACAAGGGUUACAGAGAUGGCUCAGUCGUUAAGAGCACUGACUGCUCUUCCAGAGGUCCUGAGUUCAAAUCCUAGCAACCACAUAGUGGCUCACAACCAUCUGUAAUGGGAUCUGAUGCCUUCUUCUGGUGGGUCUGAAGACAGGUACAGUGUACUCAUGUUCAUGAAGUAAAUAAUAAUAAAAAAAAAAUCAACUGACAAGGGGACGAGAAAGCUCAGUGGAUAGCUCACUUGCUGCCAAAUCUGAUGGCCCUGAGUUUGAUUCCUCGAACCUCUGUGAUGGAAGGAGAAAACCAACUCUUUCAGGUUGCCCUCUAACAUAUAUACCACAGCAAGCUCUCCAACACAUAAAAACCCAUGAAAAAGAUAUGUUACAUUUUCUUAAAGUUGAAUAUUCAACUCAGUCUAACCAACUUUCAGUCAGAUGAUAAGUCAUAAUUUGUAGAUAUAAUUUUUUUUUUUUUGGUUCUUUUUUUCGGAGCUGGGGACCGAACCCAGGUCCUUGCACUUCUUAGGCAAGCGCUCUACCACUGAGCUAAAUCCCCAACCCCGUAGAUAUAAUUUUUUAAUUCAGUGGAUAUACUCUCCAGUCCCUCACUCCUUUCUUAAAAAGGCAACUGCCACUGGAUAAAUUGAAAUAUCUAAGUCUACUUGCUAUUUUGAAACAGCACAAAGUUACAUAAUUCUGUAUUUAAAUAAUUUGCUAAUGAGUUCAAAUUAUCUUCUGUAUAGUCAAUACAACAUAAUAUGCUUUUUGGUCUAUGUACUCCUUCACAUUUAUAUUACUGAUAUUUUUUCCCCAUUUCUUUGAUUUCUAAUCUGAGUUCCUUUAACUUGUUUCUCUAUAAUAGACUAUAUUGCUUAGUGAAUUAAUUACUAACUUAGGGUAGUGUGUGAUUUUACUGUAUUUAAAGAUGCAGUUAUAUGAUCUCUGCUUUUUGUUUCAAAAGUUUUUUUUUCAGAGAGAUUAUUCUUGUAAGCAUAACUUCUGUGUUAUUAGCACUUAAAGAGUUGGAAUAAAAGCAUCCCAGUGUUGUUACUGCUUCUAGAACAAACUAGUAUCUUUCUGUGGAACAAGUUUGUGUCUGACCUAUAGACUCAGUGUAGCCAGAGUUAACUUGAGUGCAACAAACAUAAAAUCCAUAAAUGUAGUACAAUGAGGGAGGGUACUUUGUUUGUUUGUUUGUUUGUUUAUUGAGGCAGGGUUUUUCUCUGUGUAGACCUUCCUAUCCUGGAACUCACUCUGUAGACCAGGUUGGCCUUGAACUUGCAGAGAUCCACCUGCCUCUACUUCCCAAGUGCUGGGAGUAAGGGCAUUCCCCACUGCCACCCAGCAUGAAUUAAAUAGAUGUCAGUCUCUGUGGCAUUGGCAAAAGCUAGGACAUACCCAAGACUUGGGAGAAAUGUAAACUUUACAGAUUUAGUCACAUGCAAAUUAGACGCUUGGUAAACAUUUGUUCACUUUAGAAUUGUUUAGAACAUUAACAAGGAACAGGACUGUAUCAAGAAUUACUGCCUUUCUAGCUUUCUGUAGAGAUGACUGAGAUGGGGCUCAACUCAGAAGACAGUUAAAAUAAGUGUUAAAAAUUAUUAUUGAGUUCAUAUUGUAAAGAAUUUAGUAGUGGUAGUCUUUUCUCUAACCCAACUACCUCCCAAAUAAUCUAGACAGAGACUAUAUUUUUGUUAAAUAAUUUUUUCUUUUUUCUUUCAUUGGUUAUUUUCUUUAUUUACAUUUCAAAUAUUAACCCUUUCCCCAGUUUCUCCUCUGGAAAUCCCCCAUCCCACCCCGCACCCCCGCCUCAAUGAGGGUGCUCCCCCCCAGCCACCCACUCCUUCCUCCCUGCCCUGGCAUCCCCUACACUGGGGCAUCGAGCCUUCACAGGUCCAAGGGGUUCUUCCAUUGAUACUGAACAAGGAGCCAUGAGUCACUCCAUGUGUACUACUCUUUGGUUGGUGGUUUAGUACUUGGGAAGUGGAAGGGGUGGGGGUAGGUCUGGUUAGUUGAUAUUAUUGUUCUUCCUAUGGGAUUACAAACCCCCUCAGCUACCUCAGUCCUUUCUUUAAUUUCUCCAUUGGGGAUCGUAUUCUUAGUUCAAUGGUUGACUGUGAGUAUCUGUCUCUAUUUGUCAGGCUCUGGCAGAGCCUCUUGGGAGACAGCUAUAUAAAGUUCCUGUCAGCAUGCACCUCUUGGCAUUCUCAUUGGGGACUGGGUUUGGUGACUGGAUAUGGGAUGGAUCCCUAUGUGUGGCAGUCUCUGGAUGGCCUUUGGUUCAGUCUCUGCUCCACACUUUCUAUUUCCUCCUGUGAGUAUUUCGUUCCCCCCCUUUUUUUUUUUUUUUUGGUUCUUUUUUUCGGAGCUGGGGACCGAACCCAGGGCCUUGCGCUUCCUAGGUAAGCGCUCUACCACUGAGCUAAAUCCCCAGCCCCUCGUUCCCCUUUUAAAGAAGGACUGGAGCGUCUGCACUUUGAUUGUCCUCCUUGAGUUUCAUAUGGUCUGUGGAUUGUAUCUUGGGUAAUUCCAGCUUUUGUGCUAAUAUCCACUUAUCAAUGAGUGCAUGUCAUGUGUGUUCUUUUGUGAUUGGGUUACCACACUCAGGAUGAUAUUUUCUAGUUCCAUCCAUUUGCCUAAAAUUUUCAUGAAGUCACUGUCUUUGUUUUGUUUUGUUUUUUUAAAAGAUUUAUUUAUUUAUUAUAUAAGUAUACUGUAUCUGUCUUCAGACACACCAGAAGAGAGUGUGUCUCAUUACAGAUCAUUGUGAGCCAUCAUGUAGUUGCUGGGAUUUGAACUCAGAAUCUCUGGAAAAACAGUCAGUGCUCUUAACCACUGAGCCAUCUCUCCAGCCCUGAAGUCAUUGUUUUUAAUAGCUGAAUAGUACUCCAUUGUGUAAAUAUACCAUGUUUUCUAUAUACAUUCCUCUGUUGAAGGACAUCUGGGUUCUUUCCAGCUUUUCUGGCUAUUAUAAAUAAAGCUUCUAUGAAAAUAGUGGAGCAUGUGUCCUUGUUAUAUGUUGGGACAUUUUUGGGUAUAUACCCAGGAGAGGUAUAGCUUGGUCCUCAGGUAGUAGUAUGUCCAAUUUUCUGAGGAACCUCCAGGGUGGUUGUACCAGUUUGCAAUCUGACCAACAGUGGAGGAGUUGUCUUUCUCCACAUCCUCCCCAGCAUCUGCUGUCACCUGAGUUUUUGAUCUUCGUCAUUCUGACUGGUGUGAGGUGGAGUCUGAGGGUUGUUUUGAUUUGCAUUUCCCUGAAGAUGUUGAACAUUUCUUUAGGUGCUUCACAAACAUUCUUAACUGAGAAUUCCUCGUUUAGCUCUGUACCCCAUUUUUUAAUAGGGUUAUUUGAUUUUUGAGUUCUUUGUAUAUAUUGGAUAUUAGCCCUCUAUUGAAUAUAAGAUUGGUAAAGAUCUUUUCCCAAUCUGUUGGUUGCCAUUUUGUCCUAAUGACAGUGCCCUUUGCCUUAACAGAAGCUUCACAGUUUUGUGAGGUUCCAUUUGUCAAUUCUUGAUCUUAGAGCAUAAGCCAUUGUUGAAAUUUUCCCCAGUGUCCAUGGGUUUGAGGCACUUCCCCACUUUCUCUUCUAUUAGUUUCAGUGUAUCUGGUUUUAUGUGGAGGUUCUUGAUCCACUUGGACUUGAACUUUGUGCAAGAAGUUACAAAUGGAUCAAUUUCCAUUCUAUAUGCUGACCAACAGUGGGACCAGCACCAUUUGUUGAAUAUGCUGUCAUUUUUCCUCUGGAUGGUUUUAGCUCCUUUGUCAAAGAUGAAGUGACCAUAGAUAGGUGUGUGGGUUCAUUUGUGGGUCUUCAAUUCUAUUCCAUUGGUCUACCUGCCUGUCUCUGUACCAAUACCAUGCAGUUUUAUCACCAUUGCUCUGUAAUACAGCUUGAGGUUGGGGAUCAUGAUUUCCCCCAGCAGUUCUUUUAUUGUUGAGAAUUGUUUUCGCUAGCCUGAGUGUUUUGUUACUCCAAAUGAUGUGGAAAUUGUUUUCUAACUCAGUGAAGAAUUUAGUUGGAAUUUAGAUGUAGAUUGCUUUUGGUAAGAUGGUAAGAUAGUCAUUUUUACUAUAUUACUAUAUUUUAGUAUAUUAAUCCUGCCAGUUCAUGAGCACUAGAAGGUCUUUCCAUCUUCUGAGAUCUUCAUUUUCUUUCUUCAGAGAUUUGAUGUUUUUGUCAUACAAAUCUUUUCACUUGCUUGGUUAGUGUUACACCAAGAUAUUUUAUAUUAUUUGUGGCUAUUGUGAAGGGUGUCGUUUCCCUAAUUUCUCAGCUUGUUUAUCUUUUGAAUACAGGAAAGCUAUUGAUUUGUUUAAUUUUAUAUCCAGUCAUUUUCUGAAGUUGUUUAGCAGGUUUAGGAGUUCUCUGGUUGAAUUUUUGGGGUCACUUAAGUAUCCUAUCAUUUCAUCUGCAAAUAGUGAUAUUUUGAUUCCUUCCUUUGCAAUUUGUAUUCCUUUGACCUUUUGUUCUCUAAUUGCUCUGGCUAGGACUUCAAAUACUAUACUGACUAGGUAGGGAGAGAGUGGGCAGCCUUGUCUGCUCCCUGAUUUUAGUGGGAUUGCUUAAAGUUUCUCUCUAUUUAGUUUGAUGUUGGCUGCAGGUUUGCUGUAUAUUGCUUUUACAAUGUUUAGGUAUGGGCCUUGAAUUCCUGAUCCUUCUAAGACUUUUAUCAUGAAGGGAUGUUGAAUUUUGUCAAAUGCUUUCUCAGCAUCUAAUGAGAUGAUCAUGUGGGAUUUUUUGAGUUUGCUUAUCUAGUAGAUUACAUUGAUGGAUUUCUGUAUAUUGAAGCAUCCCUGCAUCUCUGGCAUGAAUCCUACUUGAUCAUGAUGGAUGAUCAUUUUGAUGUGUUCUUGGAUUCAGUCUUCGAGAAUUUUAAUGAGUAUUUUUGCAUAGAUAUUCAUAAGGGAAAUUGGUCUGAAGUUCUCUUUGUUGGGUUUUUGUGUGGUUCAGGUAUAAGCAUAAUUUUGGCUUUAUAGAAAAAAUUGGGUAGUAUCCCCUCUUUCUGUUUUGUGGGAUAGUUUGAAGAGUAUUGGUAUUAGGUCUUCUUUGAAAGUCUGUUAGAAUUCUGCACUAAACCCUGUUAGUCCUGGGAUUUUUUUUGUUGUUGUUGGGAGACUUUUAAUAUCUGCUUCUACUUUUUUAGGGAUUAUGGGACUGCUAAAUGGUUUAUCUGAUCUUUAUUUAACUUUGGUACCUGGUAUCUAUCUAGAAAAUUGCUAAAUUCCCCCCAUAUUUUCCAGUUUUGUUGUGUAUAGGCUUUUGUAGGAUCUAAUAAGUUUUUGAAUUUCCUCAGUUUCUGUUAUGUCUCCCUUUUCAUUUCUGAUUUUUGUUAAUUUAGAUACUGUCUUUGUGCCCUCUGGUUAGUCUGGCUAAGGGUUUAUCUAUCUUGUUGAUUUUCUCAAAGAACCAACUCCCCAGUUUUGUUGAUCUUUGUAUAAUUUCUUUUUGUUUCUACUUGGUUGAUUACAGUCCUGAGUUUGAUUAUUUCCUGCCAUCUACUCAUCUUGGGUAUAUUUGCUUCUUUUUAUUUUAGAACUUUCAGGUGUGCUGUCAAGCUGCUCUCUCCAGUUUCUUUUUGGAGGCACUCAGAGAUACGAGUUUUCCUCUUAGCACUGCUUUCAUUGUGCCCCAUAAGUUUUGAGUAUUUUGUGCCUUUUUAUUAAAUUCUAUCUUUAUUCUUUCCUUGACCAACUUAUCAUUGAGUAGAGUGGUCAAUUUCCAUGUGAAUGUGUGCUUUCUGUCCUUUUUGUUGUUAUUGAAGACCAGCCUCAGUUUGUGGUGAUCUGAUAGGAAUCAAGGGAUUAUUUCAAUCUUCUUGUAUGUGUUGAGGCCUGUUUUGCGACCAAUUAUAUGGUCAGUUUUGAAGAAGGUACCAUCUGGUGCUGAGAAGGUAUAUUUUGUUUUAGUGUGAGAUAUUCUAUAGAUAUUUGGUUCAUAACUUCUGUUAGUUUCACUGUGUCUCUGUUUAAUUUGUUUCCAUGAUCUGUCCUUUAAUAAGAGUGGGGUGUUUAAGUCUUCCAUUAUUGUGUGAGGUGCAAUGUGUGCUGUGGGCUUUAUUGAAGUUUCUUUUAUGAAUGUGGGUGCCCUUGCAUUUGGAGCAUAGAUGUUCAGAAUUGAAAGUUCAUCAUGGUAGAUUUUUCCUUUGAUGAGAAUAAAGUAUUCUUCCUUGUCUUUUUUUGAUAACUCUUGGUUGAAAGUUGAUUUUAUUCGAUAUUAGAAUGACUACUCCAGCUUGUUUCUUGGGAUCAUUUGCUUGGAAAAUUGUUUUCCAGCCUUUUACUCUGAGGUAAUGUCUGUCUUUGUCACUGAGGUGCAUUUCCUGUAUGCAGCAAAAUGCUGGGUCCUGUUCAUGUAAGGAAAAGUGAUUGUCCUGUGGCUGUCUUCUUUUGGGCAUGUUGAAAGAUUACUUUCUUGCUUUUUCUUGGGUGUAGUUUGCCUCCUUGUUUUGGAGUUUUCCAUCUAUUAUCCUUUGUAGGACUGGAUUUGUGGAAAGAUACUGUGUAACUUUGUUUUUGUCAUGGAAUAUCUUGAUUUUUUUCCAUCUAUGUUAAUUGAGAGUUUUGCUGGGUAUAGUAGCCUGGGCUGGCAUUUGUGUUCUCUUAGGGUCUGUAUGACAUCUGUCUAGGAUCUUCUGGCUUUCAUAGUCUCUGAUGAAAGGUCUAAUAGGUCUGCCUUUAUAUGUUACUUGACCCUUUUCCCUUACUGCCUUUAAUAUUCUUUCUUUGUUUUGAUUAUUAUGUGACAGAAGGAGUUUCUUUUCUGUCCCAGUCUAUUUGGAAUUCUGUAGGCUUCUUCUUGUAUGUUCAUGUGCAUCUCUUUCUUUAGGUCAGGGAAGUUUUCUUCUAUAAAUUUGUUGAAGAUAUUUACUGGGCCUUUAAGUUGGGAAUCUUCCCUCUCUCCUAUAACUAUUAUCCUUAAGUUUUGGUCUUUUCAUUGUGUCCUGGAUUUCUUGGCUGUUUUGGAUUAGGAGGUUUCUUUGCAUUUUGCAUUUUCUUUGACUAUUGUGUCAAUGUUUUCUGCCCCUGAGAUUCUCCAUUCUGUCUCUUGUAUUCUGUUGGUGAUGUUUGCAUCUAUGACUCCUGAUCUCUUUCCUGGUUUUCUAUCUUCAAGGUUGUCUCCUUUUGUGACUUCUUUACUGUUUCUCUUUUCAUUGUUAGAUCCUGAAUGGUUUUGUUCAAUUCCUUCACCUAUUUGGUUGUGUUUUCCUGUACCCUUUAAGGGCUUCUACCUGUUUACCUGUGUUCUCCUGUAUUUUUUUAAAGGGGGUUAUUUAUGUCCUUCCUAAAGUCCUCUAUCAUCAUCAUGAGAUGUGAUUUUUAAGUUCAGAUCUUGCCUUUCUGGUGUGUUGGGGUAUCCAGGACUUGCUGUAGUGAGAGAAUUGGGUUCUGAUGAUGCCAAGUAGCCUUGUUUCUGUUGCUUAUGUUGUUGCACAUGCCUCUGGCCAUCUGGUUAUCUCUAGUGUUACCUGCUCUUGCUGUCUCUGAUUGCAGCCUGUCCCUCCUGUGUUCCUGGUUGUGUCAGAACUCCUCAGAGACCAACUGUCUCUGUGAUCCUGUGAUCCUGAGAUCCAGGUUGUGUCUGAUUUUUCUGGAAAUCAAGCUCCUCUGUGAUCCUGUGAUCUUGUUUCAGAGCACCUCUGAUCCUUGAUGUGUUAGAGCACCUGGGAGCUGGGCUUCCUCUGGGUGUUGUGGGACUGGGUGUGGAGCCAGUGCUCAAGGUCUGCUCAGAGUCGUGGUUCAGACUGGAAGGGAACCUGAGACACUGGCUCGGUGGGUGUCCCUGCAUCCCGGGUGACCCAGGUACUCCUGGUGUAUGGGCAGUUGUGGCCUCCUCACCCCUGAUGCUGGGUGUGUUAGAGCACCUGGGUGUUGUGUAAAUAAGUUUUAUAACACAACAACUGAGCAAGUGUUAAUCUCUUCUAAUCCUCCAAACUAAUAGAUCUGCUUCUGAGCCAACACCUCUUACUCUAAUCCUCAAACUAAUAGAUCUGCUUCCGAGCCAACACCUCUUAUUCUCAUCCUCCAAACUAAUAGAUCUGCUUCUGAGCCAACACCUCUUAGACCCUUGCAUUUUAGUAUUGAUCUGGCUCUCUGCUUCAUUCCUUUUCUCAUACUGGUCCCUCACCUCAUGGCCAGAUCUCUCCUCUCUAUCCCAAUCCUUGCUGGACUUGGAAGUCCAGCCCUGUUCUCACCUCUGCUCCAUCAUUAGCUGCUCUUGUGCUCUCUCUUUCUCUCCAAAGUAGGAAAUAAAUAGAGUUGUGUUUUUACAACACUGAGACAGGAGAUAACUGGAAUAACAGUGCCACAUCCUGAUCGCAACCAGAUAUUGGAGCAGAGAAAUGAGCAUUUGAAUAAUGCAAGGAUUAAAAAAUAACGUGCCAAGUCUAAAGUAGAAUGAUUAAACUUCAGUUACAAUUUAGAUGUGUAAAGCAAAAACUUUUAAGUUGCAAUGUCUAUAGUUACAGCUUACUAAGGCUGAGUCUGAGCUAAGUAGUGUUCAGAUUGCACCAUAGGAGAUGGAUCACUAUAUUUGUACUUCAAGUGUUGAUGGUUUGUGUUUUGAGUCAACUGAAGGUCCUACUUCCUCUGCCAAGUGUAUCAUGCCCAGCUUUGCAUUUGUGUUUUUGAAUUGGAUUUUGGGGGGAGGUGUUAAUAUGUCCCAGUGUUUUGCCUGCAUAUACUAUGUCUGUGUGCCACAUGUGUGCCUGGUGUCAACAGAGGCCAGAAGAGGGGUUAAGAUCCCUGAAGUUACAGACAGUUGUUAGCUACCAAGCAGGUGCUGAGAAUUGAGUCUGGGCCCUCUGGAAGAGAACUGUUACGAAGAACAAAGACAGAUUUACCUAAAAAAUAAUUAGAAAUAACAUAUAAGGACUGUAAAAUAACAGAAAAGCCUAUGACUAUUUAAAUUAACCAUCUAAAUAGGAAUAAAAUCUCCAAUCGACUUAUACUAAUUUUUCUUUCAAGAAAGGACUCGUGACCUUUUAUAGUUUGGUUUUGCUUAUGACAUCUUUGUUAAUAGAAAUGAUAAAACUGGGGUUGGGGAUUUCGCUCAGUGGUAGAGCGCUUGCCUAGCAAGCACAAGGCCCUGGGUUCAGUUCCCAGCUCCGAAAAAAAGAAAGAAAAAAAAAAGAAAAGAAAAGAAAUGAUAAAACUAUAUAAAUUUCCACAUCAAUUAAAACAGUUUCUCUAUAUGAGCUUGUUUCAAGCCAUAAAUACAACCAAAUUGUAUGUUGCUUUAUAGUUUAUAGAAAUUUUAUUUUAAUAUUUAUAAUUUUUAUUUGAAGAUUUAUAAUAGAGUAAAUAUUUCAUUUUAAGACUUAUAGUCAAAAUAGCUUUAUUGAUGUGCUGUUACCCCUCUGAGCAAUCCAGCUAGAUAUAGGUCUGAGGAAAGUGAGUUUCUUCUCUACAAAAUUAAAAUAAAGUUUAGUCAGUUCCCUAAGAUGACUAUAAUAAAGGCCAGAUUCAUUAGUGUUGAGCAGGUCAUAAUUUUUAGUUAGAAGUUUAGACAUAAUUGAGUUUUGACUAUAAAUGCCCAGAGACUGUUACUUUGGUAUGGAUCUUUUAUACCAUCACAAUGACAUAGAAUAGAGAACAAGAUAGAGCUGAGCAAACUUGACAACUGUGGAAUGUUAGGGUAAAAGAGUAUAAGGCAUUCAGCAGAUUCCAGUGGUCCUAAGAGUAGAAAGGAGGCAGGAAGAAAAGGGUGAAAGAGAAGCUGAUAAAUUCAAUGAUAUAAAUAGGGAAAACUCAAGUUUGUGUCUGAGAAUUACAUAGGUAAUUACCUACCCUAGGCCACCUUAUGGCUAUGACUGCCACGUGGAUGCAGAUACCUACAAAGUUUCUUGCAAAAGAAGUCAUUUUUGUGCCUUCAAACUAAAUCACUAAUUACCUCUAUGAGCUUUCAGGCAACACUGUUAUUAAAUGACCCAGACAGACCUGUCCUUAUAUAAUUGUAGCUUUUCAGUACAAGGAACCUAAAAGAUGGCAGCACCCACUUAUAAAAGCACACUUGAGCUCAAUAAAAAUGCGCUGGUCUCUCCUUGGAAAGGGCAGUUAAUUAUUCAGGGUUGUGUGCUGUGUGAUGUGACUCUUCGGUCUACUUACCGCACAGAGGCUCCCGGACAGCUGCCCCAGGAACUAGAUUUUAAGCAUGUAAUGAAAGUGUCUUCUCUAAAAGAAAGCCUACCAGAAGCUGCCUUUAGAAGACGGAAUUACUUGGAGCAGAAAGUCUGUUGUCAAGAUUUAUGCUUUGAUUUAUAUGAAGUUGAAUUGUCAAACAAACAAGGAGAAAACAUAGAUAAGCUAAUGGAAUAUGUUAAAAAUAAGGAAUUGGCACUCAUCAAAUGCUUAGAAGAUAGGGGCUUUUUCAUUUUACUUACGUCAUCAGCCUUAAUUCCAGAACCAGACUUUGGAGAUGAGCAGCUGGGUCUACAUGCUUUGCAUUUAUUCCAGGCACCUCAGGCAGCAGGAUCAAAGGACUUGAAAGUUGAAGAUGGCAUCUCUUUAAAAGUGAUACCUAUUUUACCUGCCCUUAGUUAUGCACUUCUAGAAGCAAAGAAGUCACUUUCUGAAGAAGCAAUCCCUCCAAACAUCUUAGUAAAACAUAGUUUUCAAGACCUGUACAAGGUGGACAAAAGCCUUUCCUUGAUGGCUCCUCCUCAGGAUGGACUGAAAGAUGCUGCACCCACUGGGGGACUGCCCCACGCUUUUGACUUGGCUCCCGCACUUGAAACGUGCCCUUCGGAGUCCUUGGCUCAGUUGAAGUGUUAUUUUUCAGACCCUGCUGGGUAUACUCUGGAUCUGUCUGCUGCUUUGGAUUUGUUGCCAGAGCAUCCUCAGUUCCCUUGUAUUUCAGACGGGGUUUGUGAUGCUGGAUUUUCAUUAGUUAUGACACCAGAUCCUGAAUUUCUUGACUCAGAGAUGGAAAUAAGAAAAGAAACUGAAACAGCAGAGAAGCCUGGGAGAACGUUGAAAGUGAAGAAGAAAGGUGUGACUCCAUCGACUCCAUCUUCAAAUCAGAGAGUUCAGCCAAAGAGGAAGGCUAGCACGUCAGUUAUCACACUGCCAAGUAAGCGCGUGAGCCUGGGCCGCCCCACUUCUAAAAGAACUGCACCCAGAACAGACAGGUCGUGCAACCCAACGCUAAAGCUGGCUAAAGGGCAGUUUCCUCAGAGAAAAAGAGGUGCAGAAGUGCUGACUGCACAAAUUGUACAGAAAACCAGACUAGAGAGAAAAAAGCAAGAUGUUUCUGUAUCUAAAGAUGGUCCAGUGCCUGCAAAUGCCAAAAGAGCAAAGAAGCAAGAGAAAUCUCCAGGAAGAGUUGCAUCACGGCCUAAGCCACCCGUUAAAAAAUCUCCACAAAAACGGAAGGUAAAUGUAGCAAGAGGCCGUCGGAAUACCAAAGUCAGAAAGCAGCUCCAACCUGCCAAAAAAGAAAUUGCUUUACAUCUUCAAUCAGAAAUGUCAUUAGACGGUCAAAAAGAUGGACUUAACCUACUAAGUACUUCUCAACCAGAAAGCAUUGCAGUGAUUCCUAAAGGGCCUCCCGAGAACUCCAUCGUCAGCUGUGAUUCCCAGGCCCUAAAUAUGUUAGCUGAUCUGGCAUUAAGCUCUGCUGCUUCUCCUAUACCGUCUUGUGAGCUCAGGAGUUUUCCCUGCUUCUCUGAAUUGCCUCAAAACAAUGUUUUACUGACUAAAGAAAGUGCAUUGCAUGGUGCCUCUGACCAUGAAUAUCAUAAGGGAGUUAAAAGUCAAAAAGCUGUACAACUACCCAAACCGUACUCUGACGAGAAGAUUAGUUCAGAGUCAAACUUAACUCAUAGCCAAGAAGAAAACUUGGUGCCAAGUGCUCAGCCUCUCGCUGUGGCCCAGUCAGCACCCCAUGAGGAAGCCCAGGAGUUUUCUGAUGCCAGCCAGAACUCUGUUGUUGUGGAGCAUUCGUACGCCUUGCUCCUUGCUGAGCAGUCAAAGAAACAUCUGCAUCCGCGGAAGCUACCAAGCCCUGGCUUUGUGAAGAAUGGGGCCAAAGGCUCUGAGGCUGGAACACCCAUCGGAAAGGUCAUGCCAUUUCGGCAUCUACAGAGCGCCUCCCCUCUUCAAAAGCACUCUGAAGAUUCAUUGACCAAGCGUAAAAGUCCGUUUGUAUCUUCGAGCCUUAGAGAGUUUUUUUGCUCUCAUACUAUUCUUAGUUGUGAUGGCUCCUUUAAGAUUACUUUCAAAUGUGAAGGAGAAUAUGUUUUCAGCUUAGACAGCAAAUACACCAGCAACCCACUAGAGAAAACUGUUGUGAGAGCAUUACAUGGACCCUGGAACACUGAUUUUCCUGAAAAUAUGGACGAUGUGAAGCUUUUACUUCAUAUAUGGGUAGCUCUGUUCUACAGCAAAAAGAACAAAGCCGUCGGGUCACCUCGAAAGGUAGUAGAACACAAAAAUCCAGCAAAAUAUGUAUGCAUAAAUAGGUCUUUAGAAUCUUUGGAUCACAGUGAAAUUGAGGAGUUUUCCAAUGUGGAAAGACCCUCUGUUGGAGGGUCUGUAGACCCUCUGUUGGAGACUAAGGAAACACACAUUGGUCAUGCCACCAAUAUGACCUUUCCUGGACCUAAACGCGUGCUUCCUUUCAUUAAUCCACCAACUACCAGAGACUUGGAACUCUGUGUACAGAAUGACCAGAAAGAAGUAUUUACAGGGGAGUGUCACCUGGAUACUUCAGGAAGCCAGAAUUUCAUCUAUUCUUGUAAUACUGAGGUAACUGGAGGUAAAGCCAAACAAGAAUUAUCAAAUAAACUAGAGACUUCUAAUGUUGUGCUUUCGGGUGUUGUAAGUGCCCAAAGUAAUGGAACUUGUAUUCCCAGUGAAGAUAAAGCCUGUCAGAGCACAAAGGUGGUUUCUUGCCGUGACACUGUCACACAAGCCACCUUGACCACAGCUUACGAUGGGGCCAGCAGUGAGUCGAUGCGUCAGAAGUCUGUGUUCCACAACCUUGAGAACAAAGUUGAUACUUUUCACCCAUCACUGCUGAUCAAAACAGGUGCUGUACAGGAUGUUAUCCAGCAUAGCAGCCUCAUAAAUAACGAAUGUCAGCCCUCUGUGGAAAGGAGGGAUGAUAGUGUGGAAUGUAUGAUGGUUAAUCUUGAGCCAGUUACUCUUGCUUUUGAAAAAAGUGCCAGUGUACCAGUACAUACAGAAGUAAAUACAGCCGACAAACCUACAGGCUUUAAUACCGAGCUGGUUAAACAAGUACCCCCUGCCUUGAGUAUUCAGUCUCCUGUGUCUGCAUUGGAAAAGGUAGAAACACAGAGCCCUAGGGAUGUUUCGUCUCUUGCCAUGUCAGAAUAUAAAGAUAGCACGUGCCUUUCUGCCUCUUCAGUAAACGAGGAAACACCUCCUGAAAGCCUGUGUCUAUUACAGAAAGAGAUUCCUCUGACAUCACCAGCUGAUAAAGGAUUGAUAAUGGAGGCACUCUCACUAGUUAAGAGUUCUAGUUAUUCAUUAGCCAGUGAUAAAACAAAGUGCCCACAAGAUGUGUCUCUACAGACUCAGAAUGGCCUGAGCAUGUCUUCAGGUGAGGUUCUAGAACCAUCGCAAGUUAAAGUAGUUUCAUCAACCUCUGUUACCUUGAGGGCACAGCAGUCGCCUAACUGUAUUUCAGUGACGAGUGAUGUAGCAGGUGGCUCUUCAGAAAUAAUGAACAGUGACAACAGUAGUCUAAACCAAAAAAAGGUUUUACAAAUAUUUAAUUCAGUAUUUCCCAAAGAAACUGAUCUGUCACUGAAUAGGGAAGAGGUUAGCAUGGAGUUGUCAGGGGAAGAUGCUGAUAUUGAUCUAACUCUAACAAUAUCACCGCCUACAAGCCCCAGUGAGGAAAUAGCAGCUGGUGAAAUCGAACAGUUGCAGAGGGCCACAGGAUCAAAUGUAGGACAACAGAGUAGACCUGAAGAAAUGGUUGAACCAGAACAACAGGGGAGCCACAUAAAAAACAGAGAAAUAAGUUCAGCUGGCUGCAUCUCAGUGUAUCCUGUGGAAUCCAAAGAAAUGUCAAAAAAUUACACCCCAGAGGUUGCAGAGAAAGUUAAUGUCACCUCGGACUUUCCUUUUGGCCCUCUAAUAGAAGUGUCACCAGCCUCAAGUCCUGACCCCAUAGUACAAACUGGAGACAGACAGUCAUCUCCAUGUUGUUUAAAACUGCAAGACUCACAGUCUGAGAAAACUAACACAUUUUCCCAGAUUAAGUCAGGAGAUUUAACUAUACCAGAAAAAGAAAGUAGUCUUGUUGGUCCUAAGAGUCCAAAGGAACAAGAUAAGUUAGCUCAAACACAAGUGCAGCUCUCAGCUGAAAUGCCACAGAUACUAACUAAUGCAGAAAUAGAGGGCAGAGAUGCUGUGCCUGGGAAGGUAACCGAGGUCACGGUCCCCAGUGAGCAUGAGAAUUUAUCUUUCUCAGAAAAGGUACAGUGCUAUGAUACAGAGUUAAAUAAGCCUACCUCACCUGCCAAAUAUGGAGGUAAUUUUAAGCCUCUUGAGAAACCUGUAAAAUCAGGAAAUUCACUGGAGGCAGAUUGUAUGGAGAACAGAAAUAUGGACAUGAAAUCCCUUGCCUUGGAGUCCAGUGUAUCCUCAUGUAGUCCUAGAAAAGUUGAAAAUAAACCUUUGUCUGACACAUUGGUUUCUGUUACCAUAAAUGGAAUAGUGAAUAUGUCAUUAAAACAGACUAGUUCUCAGAACAUUAAGAAAAAUGUUUGUGACAGUGAUAUAAAAGCAGAGGCUGAUAGUAAUAUGCAGGCUGGGGCAGUGAACUCUGCCUCCAUUGACAAAACUGACAUUCAGGCAUACUUUCAUCCAGAGGACUCCGAGUUUGCGUCUUCCUCUGAGUGUGCUCAGUGCACCGACUACACAAAUCCAGUAAGUGCAGAGCCAGGGUUUCAAACACAGGAAAUACCUGUAGUCAGAAUGGCCAGCUUACUUAAGAAUAUUGGAACAGAGUUACAUGAAGAAAGGAUGGACCUCAGUGCUGUUGCCCUUCAGUCCAACCCCAUGUCUGCAAAAGAUGAACAAAAAAUAAUUCAUCUGCCGCAGGACACAAAGUGUGAAGUAACAGAGCUCUUGAAUGGUGAUUUCUCCCAAAAUGCUCAUUCUUGCCAAAAUAUAGUAGACUUCAGUAAAAGUGAAGAGCCUUCUGCUUCCUUUGUCCCAACAUUAGCUGACUCUGUUUGUGGCAACUACAAAGAACAUAGUGACCCUAGCAUGGGGCAUGAAACCAAGGCAGAUGCUGCAACACUGAGCAGGGAUACAGAGAUAAGUGCAAGUGCUUCCGUGUGCCAUGGACCACAUUCUGGAGACUCUGUUCAGGAUUCUCUAGAUUGUAAAAACUGCAAAUUCGAUACGGAGAAUUUGAGAGGUAAUCAUGCAAGCCAAAAAAAUGCUGUAAAAGAUAGCUGUGACUCUUUUACAAGCUUAAACAACAGUGAUGACACCUGGACCUGCUCUAGCAAAAUUUCAGCGCUUGAGACACACAUCUCACCCAGAAACCAGGAAACAGAACCAUGUCCUGUCUCGCCAAAUACUAAGUGUAUGCCACGCUAUAUCCAGAUCCCAGAUUCCCACGGUAUCCCCAAGACUUAUGCUAACUUUACUAUAACAAAAGAGUUCAAAGAUACCACAAGAAGGUUGCAUAGCCUGAAGAGGCAUCGGAAUUUGAGUGCAAACUGUGACCUUCUAAGUUCCUGGACUAGCACCUGGCAUGUAGCAGAUGACCUUACUCAGAAUACAUUAGACCUAGAGUACUUGCGUUUUGACCAUAAGCUAAAACAAAUAAUAAAGAAGGGAGAUUCUCAGCAAUCUUCCCCUUCCAACAACAUCUUCCCUAAGGAAUCACGCAUGCAAUUCUCAGUUGGAACACUCCCUUCCACACAAACACCUGAGGCCUCGGGUCUGCAUCUUCCACCCAAGAACAGAAGCCCCAUUUUGGUGACAGUUGUACACUCAGACACCAGGCAGCAGAAUCAUCAUCACAGAAGAAGCUACUCACACAGCAGUCUGGACAGUGCUGCUGCUUUUUGGAAGGAAAAAUGUAGCCAAAGUAGAAAUCUUAAAAAUUCUGAAAGAAGUCAGACUGUUCCAUUCCACCUCAAUAAACUGAAAUACAACAGUACUUUUAAAGAAUCUAGAAAUGAUAUUUCACUUAUUCUAAAUGAAUAUGCUGAAUUUAAUAAGGUAAUGAUGAAUAGCAACCAAAUUGUUUCCCAAGAAAAAGAGUUAAAUGCAGCUUCUGCAGAAGCUGUGUCCCAGGAGACAUACCAGCCAAGACAGUCGGUAUCCUACAGAGAUGUGAUUACAGACUUGUGUGCCACUCUGCAUGUCAAACUAAAAGGAGUUAUGAGAGAGGCUUGUAAGAGCCCUUUCUGGUUCUACCUCGUUGAAACAGAAGAUAAGUCAUUCUUUUUAAGAACAAAGAGCAUUCUAAAGAAAGGAGGCCAUACAGAAGUUGAACUUCUGGAUUUCUGUCAAGCUUUUCACAGAGAAAAUGAGACACUAUUAGUUAUUAUCAAAAAUGAAGACAUGAUAGCACAUUUACAUCAAAUUCCUUCUCUACUGAAGCUAAAGCACUUCCCCAGUGUCAUCUUUGCUGGAGUGGACAGCCCUGAAGACAUUCUGAAUGACACCUACCAAGAGCUGUUUCGGUCAGGCGGCUUUGUGGUAUCAGAUGAUCAUGUACUAGAAAGUUUAUCUUUAGUUCAACUGAAGGAGGUGCUCAAAACCCUAGAAAAACUAAAUGAAAACAGCAGGUGGAAGUGGCUGCUUCACUACAGAGAGAACAAAAAGCUCAAGGAAGAUGUCAGGGUAGAUUCAAUAGCACAUAAAAAGAACUUAAUUCUAAAGUCAUAUCAGAGUGUAAACAUCAUUGACUUACUUCAUUAUCACAACUGUGAUUCUCCAUCAUCAACAAAAGCUGAGAUUUUGAAAUGCUUGUUAAACCUGCAAAUUCAACAUAUCAGUGCCAGGUUUGCUGUCUUCCUAACAGACAAGCCUGCGGUCUCUACAGAAAUCUUUGAAAAUCAUGGCAUCCUCGUUACAGAUGUAAACUACUUCACUGAAAAUAUACAAAAGAUAGCAGCUCCAUUUAGGAGUAGCUAUUGGUGAUUUUGGAGUUGAGACUAGAUAUGGAGUACAACAACAAGAAAGUCAUGUUUUCCUGUGUCUGAAAAACUCCAAAUACAUACAGACAGCUCUCAGUGAAUAAUCAAUGUUUCGUUUCUCCUACUUCGCUGUAAUGUCUCAUUUCAUCAUGGAGGGUAGUCGCCAUUAACUUUGGGUUAUAAUGUUGAAUAUUGUAAGUUACUUUUAACCUAAACUUAAUGCGCUCAAAACUACUGAGCUAAAUAUCAAAACUCAAGAACCUCACGUUUAUGUGGCUACAGCUAAAUCUAUUUUGACAAAUGGCUGUUUUUGCGUGUGGUCAGAGGCUUAUGAACCGCAUGUUUCAGAGGUUUUGCCACACUGUAGAACGUAUAGUCUGUAAUGGUUGUUUGCUGUUACAUAAGAAACACUACAUAGUAAAGACUUUUUUUUUCAUAAAUGACAAAUUUCUACACUUUUACACUUGGUUUUUUAAUGCAGCACUACAAAAAAAAAAUCAAUUGAGGAAGAAAUCCUUUAUUUAUGGUAUUAGAAAUUUCUUAAAUCUUUAAAAUACAAACAAGAAAAAAACCAUUUGUAUACUAUCUAUUUGGAACAAAGGCUUUUAUACCUAGUUUGGGUUUUUUUGUUGUUGUUUUGUCUUUUUUUAAAUAAAGACAUUAAAAAAAGCAGUCGUUUGUAGUUUCUGUGCAAUGUAUUAGCAAGAUUUAAGCCAUCACCAGGAUACCUUUAGGAAAGAAUGCUCCUUCUAGGUCCUUGGUUAUAUUUUAUUGCCCUCUAGUAGUUACUCGUGGUCUUUUGCUUCCUAAAGCUAUGCAUGGUGCAGAAAGGAAAGUAUUAACUUGCUCUCAAUGUGGACAGCAGAGUUGAGGUCACAAAGUAAAGGAGGAAAACACUGGGGUAACACCAAUCUUAGUGACCUUAAGUAGGGGACUACAAAACAUGAAACUAACCGGUUGGUGCUUGUCCAGUACUUAGUGAUAGACAGGACAGGGUGAGGGAGCACGACUACUAAGGUCACCAGUAACUAAUGAAAUGCAACUACUGAAGUGAAGCCAGGAAAUGGCUCCCAUCCCAAAUCUUUCUUGCCUCUUCAGCAGUUGUUCUGUAGUCUGCAUGUGCAGGACAUAGACACACAAUACCAAAAGCAGUGGUUUCCAGAGUUUGGCUUUAUUUUGCAGUACAGAAAUCAUUUGGAGCCAUUUUGGAACAGACAUCAUCGAAAUUGAGGCUCUGUCAAAUCAAUACUGCAUUGCAGCUUGGUCCGUUGAAGAAGCCAUACCUGGGAUAAAAGGUGCUUCUAUAUUUUUACCUGCUUUCCCUUUCUCAGCAAUUGUAGGUUAAAAUACCACAUAUUGGCUUCUCCAAACAACUCCCUAAGUCUGAAGUUUGGUUAAAGUUUAUACCCACAUAAACAAAACAUGUGGCUCUCCUAUCUGGGCCCUGCUGUAAUACUUGACAUAACAAAAUAGCGAAAACUGAACGUUUUCAGAAACCAAAGGAUAUUCAAUUUGACUCCCAAUAUCAGGAUGGCAACAAAUUGUAUGGAUCCAGCUCUUGGGCAACAUCA
This is a messenger RNA of Rattus norvegicus (Norway rat), 19568 nucleotides long. RefSeq names its product transcription activation suppressor family member 2 (gene Tasor2). The record is from RefSeq and is a predicted model, not a curated record. Gene Ontology annotation, biological process: negative regulation of gene expression, epigenetic. Gene Ontology annotation, cellular component: chromosome; nucleus. NCBI's taxonomy places the organism in Eukaryota, Metazoa, Chordata, Mammalia, Rodentia, Muridae.